AUUUAAAAUGAGAUUAUGAAAUUGCAGAGGCGGUGGAGGGAAGGAGACGGGAUCUAACAGGGCAUUUGGAGGGAGUGGGAAAGGUGGCUGGCCCGGUGGCUGAAAUUAAAAAAAAAAAAAAUCCAAUUGCGCACUGGAUUGUGAUGAGAAAUCUAAUCAGAUCUUUGGAGAAGGGGCCGGCCAAGGGGGUGAUGAGUAGGGGGAGUUGAUCCCCACAUUCUCUGAAGGGGGUGGGGGUGGGGGGAGCUGGAGAGAGGAAUCGACGAUGUAAAAGAAGACUUUUUUCCCCCGGCGGCGGUGGCGGUUGGGUGCCUUGCAAACAUGAAGGAUGCGGGACGCAGCCCUCUCUUGGAACAGAACGCGGUGGAUGGUGCGGGAGAGCAGGAAGAGCGAAGCCUUUCCCCCUGAGACCUGGAUCUUCACACACAUGUGUCUCUGUGCCCACUGGGAGCAUUGAAACAUGAAAUAGACCAAUGUCAGAGCCGCGGGAGUCGGUGUGCUCCGACAUAAAUAAAUAAUAAACCGCUGCUUCCCCCCGCCCCCCCAAAAAAAGGAUGAUUGGAAAUGGAGAACCGAGGAGCCACACAAAAAAAGUAUGUUCGUUUUUUUCUACAAAGGAGGAAGUAAGCCAAGGAUAUAUAUUUUUGGAAGGAAAAGUUUGGGGCUUUUUUUUAGGAAAGUAAAGACGUGAUAUGGUGGUGUUUUCGAGGAAAUUAAUAAUACAUCCGCAAAGAAAUUGUGGAGAAGAAAAAGUUGACCGCGGCAGAAUGAGGCAUUGAUUGGGGGAGCAGCACCCCGCAGAGCACAGUUGGAUGUGUGCCUGUGUUGACUAAAAUUGAUGGAUAAUUGCCAUUGGAUUUGUCAUCAACCUCCUUUUUUUUCCUUUUUUUUUUUCUUUUUUCUUUUUGGUGUCAAGAUUGUGCAUUUUCGCUUGUUCUUAGCCACCUGGAUUUCCAGCUGGAUGUUGCUGUGAUUCAGUCGGAAAUACAAUCAAGAAACUGAGGCUGAGAGAGAGGGGACUCACCCAGAGUCACUCAGCUUGUCAGUGACAGACAACAGUGGAACCUGUGAUUGUUUACGCAUGGAGACCACAAUGGAGAGCUAGUUUAGAAACAGCCUUCAUGUUCCCAGCUUGGCCCCAGAGAUGGCUGUCCUUGGGAUUCCCUUCUCUUACCAUUUGAGCUCCAGAAGGACCAACACCAGAUAAAUUAUGAAUGUUGAACAAGAUGACCUUACAUCCACAGCAGAUAAUGAUAGGUCCUAGGUUUAACAGGGCCUUAUUUGACCCCCUGCUUGUGGUGCUGCUGGCUCUUCAACUUCUCGUGGUGGCUGGUCUGGUGCGGGCUCAAACCUGCCCCUCCGUCUGCUCCUGCAGCAACCAGUUCAGCAAGGUGAUUUGUGUUCGGAAAAACCUACGCGAGGUUCCAGAUGGAAUUUCCACGAACACUCGACUGCUGAACCUCCAUGAGAACCAAAUCCAGAUCAUCAAAGUGAACAGCUUCAAGCACUUGAGGCACCUGGAAAUCCUACAGUUGAGUAGGAAUCACAUUAGAACCAUUGAAAUCGGGGCCUUCAAUGGUCUGGCGAACCUCAACACUCUGGAACUCUUUGACAAUCGUCUUACUACCAUCCCUAAUGGAGCUUUUGUAUAUUUGUCUAAACUGAAGGAGCUCUGGUUGCGAAACAACCCCAUCGAAAGCAUCCCUUCUUAUGCUUUUAACAGAAUCCCUUCUUUGCGCCGGCUAGACUUAGGCGAAUUGAAAAGGCUUUCAUACAUCUCAGAAGGUGCCUUUGAAGGUCUGUCCAACUUGAGGUAUUUGAACCUGGCCAUGUGUAACCUCCGGGAAAUCCCUAACCUCACACCGCUCAUAAAACUAGAUGAGCUAGACCUUUCUGGGAAUCAUUUGUCUGCUAUCAGGCCGGGCUCUUUCCAGGGGUUGAUGCACCUUCAAAAACUGUGGAUGAUACAGUCCCAGAUUCAAGUGAUUGAACGGAAUGCCUUUGAUAACCUUCAGUCACUGGUGGAAAUCAACCUGGCGCACAACAAUCUAACGUUACUGCCUCAUGACCUCUUCACACCCUUGCAUCAUCUAGAGCGGAUUCACUUACACCACAACCCUUGGAAUUGUAACUGUGACAUACUUUGGCUCAGCUGGUGGAUAAAAGACAUGGCCCCCUCCAACACAGCUUGUUGUGCCCGAUGUAACACUCCUCCCAAUCUGAAAGGGAGGUACAUUGGGGAGCUCGACCAGAAUUAUUUCACAUGUUAUGCUCCUGUGAUUGUGGAGCCCCCAGCAGACCUCAAUGUCACUGAAGGCAUGGCAGCUGAGCUAAAAUGCCGGGCCUCCACAUCCCUGACCUCCGUAUCUUGGAUCACUCCAAAUGGAACAGUUAUGACACACGGGGCAUACAAAGUGAGGAUAGCUGUGCUCAGCGAUGGCACGUUAAAUUUCACGAAUGUAACUGUGCAAGAUACAGGCAUGUACACAUGUAUGGUGAGCAAUUCUGUUGGAAAUACCACUGCUUCAGCCACCCUGAAUGUUACUGCAGCAACCACCACUCCUUUUACUUACUUUUCAACUGUCACAGUAGAGACUAUGGAACCUUCUCAGGAUGAGGCACGGACCACAGACAACAAUGUAGGUCCCACUCCAGCGAUUGACUGGGAAACCACCAAUGUGACCACCUCUCUCAUGCCACAGAGCACAAGGUCAACAGAAAAAGCAUUCACCAUCCCAGUGACUGAUCUGAACAGUGGGAUCCCAGGAAUUGAUGAGGUCAUGAAGACUACCAAAAUCAUCAUUGGCUGUUUUGUGGCCAUCACACUCAUGGCUGCAGUGAUGCUGGUCAUUUUCUACAAGAUGAGGAAGCAGCACCAUAGGCAAAACCAUCACGCCCCCACAAGGACUGUUGAAAUCAUUAAUGUGGAUGAUGAGAUUACAGGAGACACUCCCAUGGAAAGCCACCUGCCCAUGCCUGCUAUCGAGCAUGAGCACCUCAAUCACUAUAACUCUUACAAAUCUCCCUUCAACCACACAACAACAGUUAACACAAUAAAUUCAAUACACAGUUCAGUGCAUGAACCGUUAUUGAUCCGAAUGAACUCGAAAGACAAUGUACAAGAGACUCAGAUCUAAAACAUUUAUGGCUACAGAAAACAAACAAUUAAAAAAAAGGACAGUUUAUUAAUAAUGACACAAAUGACUGGGCUAAAUCUACUGUUUCAAAAAAAAGUGUCUUUACAAAAAAAAUACAAAAAAGAAAAGAAAUUUAUUUAUUAAAAAUUCUAUUGUGAUCUAAAGCAGACAAAACUAUGUGUAUUCCUCAGAACCUGUUUUUGCUGCACUUAUUUCCUAUUUUCGCAUAUCUUGUCCCUGCCUUCCCUGAUUGCCAUAUUUUUCAUAGAUCUCAAUUCCCUAAGGAACUGGUCUAGGAAAUUUUGUAAGAAUUCUGUUACACUUUGAGAUUUUUAUGGUGAAUUCUAGUGGUGAGAUCCAGUCUAUUUUUGUCUUUCUUUUUUUUUUUCCUCUUUUAUUUUCCCCCUCAUGCCCUCAUGAAGUAGUCCAAUGGGGAAUGCAAUAUUAGAAAUAGAUUUUUAAGAGAGAACGAGAAAAAUAAUGCAAGAUCUUAUAUUUUUCAUGUAAUGACCUGUUCUGUAUUUAUGAGGAGGACCAUCAGUGGAAAAGGAAAAAA
This is a messenger RNA of Myotis brandtii (Brandt's bat), 3693 nucleotides long. It is a transcript of the gene LRRC4C, whose product is annotated as leucine rich repeat containing 4C. Gene Ontology annotation, cellular component: postsynaptic density membrane; plasma membrane; glutamatergic synapse. The coding region runs from base 1215 to 3137 and encodes 640 amino acids. Gene Ontology annotation, biological process: modulation of chemical synaptic transmission; synaptic membrane adhesion; regulation of axonogenesis. Lineage: Eukaryota; Metazoa; Chordata; Mammalia; Chiroptera; Vespertilionidae. The transcript is spliced from 5 exons. The record is from RefSeq and is a predicted model, not a curated record. Gene Ontology annotation, molecular function: cell-cell adhesion mediator activity.